Coffea eugenioides is the source of this 2265-nucleotide messenger RNA. Its product is annotated as protein RFT1 homolog. The transcript is spliced from 15 exons. Gene Ontology annotation, biological process: dolichol-linked oligosaccharide biosynthetic process; glycolipid translocation. The record is from RefSeq and is a predicted model, not a curated record. Lineage: Eukaryota; Viridiplantae; Streptophyta; Magnoliopsida; Gentianales; Rubiaceae. Gene Ontology annotation, cellular component: endoplasmic reticulum membrane. Bases 103 to 1701 code for a protein of 532 amino acids.
UCAGCUUCCAUCAGAUCCCACCCUUACCACCGCCGUUCUCCUUCUAUAGAAGUUUUUAGUUAUAGAUACUACUUCUAGACUUACAGAAGCUAGAAAUCAGUAAUGUCGGAAUCUUCAACUUCUCCGGAGCAGUCUCAGCCCUCCGGAGAAGCUGACUGUACCCCUAAUUUGCCUCGAACUUUCAAGUACCUAUUGGCCACGCAGUUUCUAUCAAGGGGAAUACCAUUUAUAUUCAAUUCAUGGAUCGUCCGCCACCUUACCGAAGAAGACUAUGCACUGUAUGCUGUACAAUUCCAUCUGUUUGUCACCUGCAUAUUGUUCCUUAGUCGGGAGGGCUUUCGGCGAGCAUGCUUGAGAGCUGACUUUAGAUGUGAUGACACUUCAAUGGGAGAAAAUUCAACACGACUUCUAAAAGUAGCUUGGAUGACCUUCCCCCUAGGAAUACUUUUUACACUUGCAGGAUGUGCACUAGUUCUCUGGUGGCAGGGGUUAGGUUAUCAGAGUCCAUAUGCACAAGCUAUCUUGAUUAAUGGUUUUGCGUGCGUAUUGGAGAUAUUGGCUGAGCCCUUUUAUAUCUUAUCUCAAAAUUUGCUUCUACUCAAACUGCGCCUAGUAAUUGAAACUGUAGCUACAUUUAUGCGGUGUCUGACAACAUAUGCUCUCAUUGUGAAGCAAACUGACACGGAGAAAGCUAUUGUAUUUGCCUUGUCACAAACUGCAUAUGGAGCUUCUAUGUUAGCUGGUUAUUGGGGCUACUUUCUUCUUUAUCGUAUGUAUAAAGUAUCUGAUCUUUUUCCAUUCAGUGUAGGAAACAUGAUGAACUAUGACAAGCAACUCACAGCCAUGUGUAGGUUGUUCACUCUUCAGUCAGUUAGGAAGUUGAUUCUUCAAGAAGGAGAAAAGAUGGUCCUUGUAUGGUUUGACACACCAUAUAAUCAGGCUGUAUAUGGACUUGUUGACAAAUUAGGCAGUUUAGUAGUGAGGCUGGUGUUUCUACCUUUUGAAGAGAGUUCGUAUGCUACCUUUGCAAGGUCUGCAUCAGGAGAAUAUACUCAGAAGAAGAGGAAGUUGGCAAGUUGUUUAACAGAUGCUUUGAAACUGGUUUUGCUUAUAGGACUCAUGGUUAUGGCGUUUGGACCAAGCUAUUCUUACUCUCUUAUUAGAAUAUUGUAUGGUCGGAAAUGGAGUGAUGGGGAAGCUUCAACAGCCCUUAGAUAUUACAUGCUUUAUGUGGUCACUUUGGCUAUGAAUGGAACAUCUGAAGCUUUUUUGCAUGCAGUUGCAACAGAGAAUUCACUCAGGCGCUGGAACGAUUUCCUGCUUUUUUUCUCAUUGAUUUACCUAGUGCUAAAUGUCUGUCUGAUACAAUCAAUUGGUGCAGUUGGGCUAAUUAUUGCAAAUUCCUUGAAUAUGAUUUUCAGGAUUAUUUACUCAGCAAUAUUCAUCAAAAAUUAUUUCCAGGGUUCUUUGUCAUUUUCCUUUUGGAGCUGCUUGCCUUCAGGGUGGUCUCUUUUGGUAUUUUCAUGUGUUGUUACUCUGAUAUCAGAGACUCUUUUUUUGGACCGGGAUAACUUCUGGGCGACGUUUUGUGUCCAUUUCUCUAUUGGCUUUGCUUGUCUGAUUAUAGCAGCAAUUGUCAUCUAUCGUGGUGAGAGGCCUUUUAUCAACAAAAUUGUACGUUUUCGUGAGCAUGCUGAUUGAAUCCAAUUACCUUCGAAGUUUUUUGAAGAUUAGUGCACAAGUAUAAACAUGCGGUGCUUCUUGACAGUUCAAUCACAAGCAAUGAAGGUUAUGAGUCAGGUCACGGGACAUUAUCAAAGUAACCAUAUGUUUGUGUUUUUUCACAAGGUAUAUAGAAAUAGUGCUUUGCUAUUUCGACACAUCAACUCCAUCACUACUGCUUGCUUGUGUUUCAACUGCAAGUGUUUCUUGCUUUCUUUCUGGCCUUGAAAUCUCUGUAGUGCUAUGGAGAUCGCUGGACAUGUAGAUUACAGCCCCGUGGAAUGUGGGCUUUUAUGCUUCUAGGUUCACUACUUUCACUGUUGAGUAGGUCUGAAAUUAUUAUCAGAUCGAAGGACUCUUUGCUUAUGUUUCAUCAUUUUGUUUUUGUCAGAUAUGUAAAAGUACGUAUAGAAUUACAUGGUUGUCAACUACGUGAUUCAAUACCACCUUUUUUGCAACUUUUCGGUGUACAGAUUAUUCAUUUGCUUUGCAGAUUUCUUCAAGCAUGUAAUGGAUAUGUAUGAAGACUAAAAAAGUUAGCCA